This is a messenger RNA of Sycon ciliatum, 5367 nucleotides long. RefSeq lists its product as uncharacterized. Gene Ontology annotation, cellular component: cytoplasm. The record is from RefSeq and is a predicted model, not a curated record. Bases 1638 to 4790 code for a protein of 1050 amino acids. The transcript is spliced from 2 exons. Gene Ontology annotation, molecular function: protein binding; enzyme inhibitor activity; phosphatase regulator activity. NCBI's taxonomy places the organism in Eukaryota, Metazoa, Porifera, Calcarea, Leucosolenida, Sycettidae.
GCAUCCUUGGAAACUGUGUGAAACGAUCGGGAUCUUCCUCUUCACUGACUUCAGAAGUAAGGGCUCUUGACAAAUCCAGCUUGCGCGCUAUGAAACGGAAAUAGGCAUGAUGGAUUAUUUCUCCUGACUCGUCCUGAUUGUGUGGACGUGAACAUUGUGUGCAUCUCAUUAUUUUCUGGAUGUUCCACGAUCACGCGGACGGUUGAGACCCCCUACUGACACUGACGGAGCACAGACUCGGUGGCAUCUGUCUUGUUGGGGAAGCAGCGCGGAGAUUGUGGUUGCUGACUUUCUGUCGCGCGCCAGUGUAGUGCAGUGCCGUGUGGUGGUGUCAACAUCACCUUGAGCGGGAUACGCGGCGAUCGCAAGGUCCCUUAGGACUGAGCAGCUAACUCCCAAACGUUACGUACAACCAUCGGGGCAGCAACGGCUCUGCGGCGGAAAACAAGACUAGCCGAAAUCUAUACGAUUGGACGUUGACGGGAACACAAGGACUUACGACCCGACGCAGCGUCAAAUCACGUCGCAUUCGCUUCUGGUUUGUCUUUCAGGUGCUGGCAGCAGGCAACAGUCAACGCUCAGGGUUUUAGGUCGACCGGCACCCCGUGACGGCUGACAGCCACGAAAAGCCCAAACGGUCAGCCUGUGUCCAGGGAGGUCUGCACGCUUCCCUAAACCUAAUAAUUCCAAAACGCAUGUCUUUCUACCCCCACUGCAACGGUGUGUUUAUCCUCCAACACUUCUGCGUGUCUGACGAACUCUAAGUCAGUGAACGACGCAGUAAUCACGUGGCCUGGAUUAAUGGAUAGGCAGAGACUGGAGUUGUGAAGUGCAGUCGUAGGCUGAGCUGGGCGGCCAAACGGUUUCGCGCUGUUUCAUAGUGUUUGUGUAAGCUGAAGUGGAUUGAGGCUACAGUUGUAGAGACCGCUUUGAGCUACACUGCGGAAACCUGCUGCAUUUUAUUGUAUGACUAUGAGUCCUGACAGCUGGCUCAGCCGUGACCCACGCUGCUCCUCUCGACAAUAGCGGAAAAGAAGCAUUGGUUUCAGUUCAGAAUUCGCUGAGCUCAGUGCACGGGUUCGCUGGUUCGCGCUCUCCUUCGCUCGGGGUGAUUUUGACGCUGAAUAUCUGUGACAUAACAGAUAGAGUGAGCGAUUGUGGCGAAGACCCUGUCAAGGCGGUGUCAAGCUACGCUAUCUUGCUCUGUUUGGGCAGAGCUGGAGGCCAGGCAGGUCAUUUGUUAUCAGAUAGUGUCCUAAAACAAGUGGCACUGACCUCAACUGCAACUGCAAACCUGUGCUCUGCCUCAGCUGUUGCAAGAUAGACUCGUGUUCUACUGAAGGUGGUGUUGGAUACUUGCUCCCUUCUACGUACUACUUUCAGAAUACAGAACUGUAAAGUUCCUGUGGACGCUGUGGAACAGAACUCUACGUGGUGUUCAGGUUUUCCCAUACAAACCUCUGCUGUCAACCUGGUGGUGCAAGCCCUACUGCAGUCUGUUGAGAAUGAGUAAAGGCAAAAACUUGUACUUGUAGCUCAGUACAGACUGGUUAGCAGUCGUGGAAGUGAUACUAACUGUGGAGGUGGUGCCUUGACCCAAACUAGUGCCAGACUUGUGCAAGAGUUGUGCAAGCGGUAUGGCAUCGAGCAUUGCCAGGAAGGCGUCAUCGUUCCGUAUCUCCGGUGGUUCCGCCCGGGUCACGAAGAAGAGGCGAGUGCGUCGGGCGGUGAGCUUCACGCACGAUGUGUUCCUGCUGAGUGCCAUUCGUGACGAGUCCAUAGACGAGAUCAAUAGAGUUUUGCUGGAGAUGGAGGCUGAUCAGGAAUUGGACUUGAAUGCAGUGCUAGUAGGCGGCAGGUCGGCGUUGCAUCAGGCUGUGCUAGCGGCAAGAAGCGACGCCAUCGCCAUGCUCCUGGACAGGGGAGCGUAUGUGGACGUGCUGGAUGACAACGGAUGGACGCCGUUGCAUUACGCUGUCGAUGCAGGCCAGUCAGAUGCUGCUAGUCUUCUCGUGGACCGUGGCGCCGACCCUCGCCACCCGACACUGGACGGCAACAACUGCUUACCCAUGGACAUAGCCAUAGAUCAGUGUGACAGCGAAAUGAUGGCACUGCUCAGCGAUGGCAUUACUCGCGCUCAGCAUCGCCCACUGCUGAUCGUGAAGCCGGCUCUGCGAGGUAGUGGAAAGUGCUUUGUGCCACGCAAGCCAGGCGCUGAUUGCGACGAUGAGGAAGUAUCCAAUGAGACGAUGGACUAUGAUAGUACAACGAGUGACUUUGACAACCGUUCCAUUACAUCGGCAAACUCGGCACUAUUCGUUCCUAACUUCAAACGCCUUUCAAGCGGUGGCACGGGUCCGUUCAGGUCCUUCCGGAAGCUACGGGACAGAUAUCGACAGCCAUCGCCGUCACCAUCGCCAUUGAGAGACUCUGAUGUGGAUACACCGGAGGAUGGUUCGUUCUGCACCGUCAACGAGUUCAUCACGGACGUCUUCUCCAACGCUCUGCGCAACGCUCACUGCGAUACCACCAGUAUGUCCUCUGCAACUGCGGACGACUCCCAGGACAGCCUCGCCUCGUUUCCCAACUCGUCCGACUCACCCCGCUCCUCCUUUCUUGGUGGUGGACUUGAGAACUCUUUACUACGGCCGGUGCAGACAAGUUCACCGGCCCUGGACAGUAAAACGUCCAGCUCUUCCGGGUCGUCCGAGGACUCGUUUCAUUCGCCGUUGUCCUCGAUGUCUUCAGCAAAAAAGCUCAGUCACUACAAUUCGAAUGGCAGUCUAGUGUCAACGGACCAGCCCGCCGUCGUGACCUCCUCGUCCAGUCCCAACUCUAGCUCUGUGCAGAUCUCAAGCAGUGGGUCCAGUGUACAGUCACGGCACAGUUUACCCCUGGACAUACCACCCAUGCAGUCUCGCAUAGCUGCAGAGGAUGAUCAGAACUUUCCGCGCGGCGCACCGCCAGCAUGCAGCGGAUCACCAUCGUACGACGUUCCAAGGAGCGGUGUGCCGCGCAAGUUCAUGCUGCUCUCAAAGCACAGAGAUAGGACUGGAAACAUGGUGCUGGGUUCAAGCUUCGACUAUGAUGUUCCACACAGUGCACUGCGUCGUCCCCUGCAGCCCAGCACACUAUCACCACCACUCGAGGCUGAGGGAAACUCAAUGUUCGACCUGAGACUGGCGGUGGACGAGUCCACUCUCAUUCAUGCCGACCACGAAGAUGCUAGGUCACGAGAAGAUCACACGCAGAUAACACCCCAGGCAUCGGUCGCAUGCGAUAGUCCAGACCUAGCGACCUGCACUGAUGACCGUGCUACGCCUGAAGUGCCAACCGCAGAUUACGAAUCUCUGGUGGAUGAUGACAGCGAGCCGUCCUCCUCUGAUUUGGGUACGACGCUCACAAUCUCUCCCGGUCGCCAUUAUUCAUGUGCAGAAUCUAGCCACGACUUUGCUUCUGAUAGCACAUUAGGUGUUCGCUCUAGCAACUCUGUCUCGCGAUUAAGCCCGGAAUGCAGCUUGACACGAACAUACAAGAUCAAAGACACCUUCACAUCGGUUCAGUCUCUGCCCACCUAUCGGCAUGUCACCCCUGACGAGUGCUUCUCGCCCCAGUCAUCCGAGCCACGCAGUCCACUGAGCCCAGAGUCGACUGGCUCAGAGGAUCAGUCAUCGAUGUCCCAGUGCCGUGAUGGUGUGUGUGCCGAUCAUCUUGCAGAUGGGCAGCAGCACGACUACGUGAGUGCCACGUUGCCGUGGAGAGGCAGGCAUGGAGGAAACCGACCGUCCUUGACCGCAGUCACUGUGCGACAUGCAGCCGGUGAUGCCAGGAAGGAUACCAAGGCCCCAGCUAACAGAUUAUCAGCUGCUGAGUUUCUGCUGUCGCUCUCUCCAUCAGGACCACCCGCUCUUGUUGAAGAAGUCGAAGAGGAGGACGAAGAAAAGGAGGGGGUCAUGUCCCUGCUCGAUUUCUUGGACUCGCAUGACCCACCAGACCAAUCCCGAAGUCCAUCACCGCCAUCGGAUCCUCUUGAAUUGUCAGCGGAGGAUUUCCUUCUUUCUGCGCAGGACCUAUCUGGCGAGAAUAGUCGGCCAGGUUCAGCAGCUGAGUACCAUGGAGUGACAGCGCGUCUGAGAAAGGUGUCCGACUCCGAUGAUCAGCCACGUCCUGAUCGGCCUAUGUCGUUGGUGAGCGACUGGAUGACUCCAGUCGGUACAGCUAACCUCUCGAGUCAUGUAGCAACAUUGCCGCGUGGUAUCACAGUCGAACUCGGUGGCUUCCAGCGUGGCAAUGCGGCGCGGGGCAGCCUGCGCCGGCUCAUCACCAAGGCAACGACACGCACAUCCAAGAAGGCGAGCGCCUCAACCAGCUCCGACUCCACGAUCACGUCCGCGGGUUCUUCUGAUCGCCAUGCCAGUGCCGGCAGCCAUUGUGCUUCACCGGGGUCCGAUGAUCAGCAGGCUGCAGAUAGUAGUGCUACUAACACCACUGGACGCAAGUCAUUCCUGAAGAGGACCUCAUCGCUGCGCAACAGCUUCCGCUCAAGGAAAUCUAAAAAGCUGAAGAGUAGCCUCGAAAGCGAUGAUGCAGAUGUUAGUGCACCUGCCAAGGACAAUUCUAUACAAGUGCAGGGAAGACAGACGGAAUCUGGAGGACAGCAUCGACCAGUGAUUGUUAAGCGUAGAGACAGAGCGGGCACGGAAGAUUCGACAGUGGUUGCUAAUUCUGUUGCAAAGGCUGCUGACAAGCGGGCAUCAGGUAUUCUGACCGUCUCCGUCACUGCCUUAUGAGCGAGCGAUAUUCAACCAUUGUUAUACACUGGGCUACUACUGCUCUGUCACCGGAAUCCGGUGAAGUUGUAAUCCUUUAUCCUAUUGCAGAUAUUUGAGACAUUGGGCACAGAGCUACUAAGAACUACUUAGCACGAUUGCACUGCCGUAUUGCUUCUACAUGUAGUUCCAUUUAGCAUUUGCUGGUAUUGUGUCACUUUCCUAGCUGGCCUGCCUGUAGCGUGUUUCCACUACCAUGUAGCGUGUGUGUGCCUGUUCUCGUGUAUGUGUGUGUCUGCGUGGGUGUGCGUGCGCGUGUGUAUGGCGGGUUGUGCAAUUCUCUAGAUGGCCAAUCGGUAGUGUGUCCUUUUGAAGGCUGUGACCUCAGGUAGAUCUCCGGCAUUACUGCUCACUCUAGGCCCAAUCAGUACAGUUUUCAAAGGUAUUCAGCUGGACUGAAUGUUGAGCACUCAUACCGUUAUCGCUGCUCGUCUAUGUUGCUGCCGCCGGCUUUUCUUCAUAAAUGCUUGUGUUUGUUAUGUUCGAAGUAUAACUUAGUUUCCUUGAUGUCGAAAACAUUUUAAAGCCAUUAUUCUCA